AUGGACCCAGAAACCAUUCAGCGGAGCCGAGAGCUAGCCAUCCACCUUGACAAAGAUGCAUACUUCCCAGGCGAAACAAUGUCCGGCCUGAUCUACCGAGAGGCAUUCAUAAAUACCCGAAGCGCGGUUGUAAUGGUUUGCAUCCAUGGAGAAUCCAAAGUUCUGUUGGAGUCCAUUGGCUCUGCAAAGAAACACUACUCAUGCUUUGUUCUUGCCAGGACGUGCCAGAAGGACCCUUGUAUACUUCGCCACGGUCCGCUACGCAUCUGGGAUGGCGAAGGGGAAUGUUGGCGAUUUAGCUUCAAGAUACCCUUCUUUGCCGACUCAACAGAAAACGAACAGACUAGCUCACCAAGCUAUACGCCUGUUGGUGCCACAGACCAUCAAGUACCUCCCUCAUAUACACUUCAGAAACAUGGCAUCGUGAAUGCAUGUGUCGAGUACUAUGUCUGUGCCAAACUUCUGUAUCCAACGGGCUCUGGAGGAACUACAUGGACAGAAGUUGUGAACACCACCCAUCCCUUCAAACUGGUGCAACGCUCCUCAAACCCGCCAAUCGACUACUCCGCUGUGAAGCGAUGGCGACACCCCAAGACCAUUCGGAGCGCUCGUCUAGCUACUGGCACGAAGUCCCAUUGGGCCAGGAGACCGCUAGGUCGAACCAAUUUCCCAAAAUUCGAGUUCGACCUAUUAUUCGAGCUUCCAACUACCAUUCAGCUCGACAAUCCUGCGCCCAUUCCAUUGCGUCUAGCUGUCGAUCCGGACUGGGGGGAAAGUGAUCCGAGUCUCCGAGGACUUCCGCAGAAGGUCAAGUUGGUCUCUAUCGAGCUCCUGUUGGAGACACACACAAGAUUCAUUUUGCAAAGAGGAGAAAGAGAAUUUACAACGGAGCUUAAUCUUGAUCUUGCCAGAGCUGUACGCCGCCUACGAAGUGAGAUCAACAUCCCAUGCACCACUAUCUGGGAGCCUGUGGAUAUCGGAGAAUUAAUCGAUUUUCGACUCAAAUUGAUUAAUGGACCUGGGUUUCCCAAACCGUCACCGGCUACGGAAAUCACGCCCUCGUUUCGAACGUAUAACAUGACUGUGACGCAUAUGCUGGCAUGGAAGAUUCAUGUCAAGAUCGCUGGAGAGGCUUUUAUCGUCGGAGGAAAGGCCGAUGUGCUGAUAUUGAGAUCGAGUGACGGCCGAUUGCCAAGUAGCUCGGACCAAAGCCCUUCAGUGCCAGUUGGAACAGGUACUGAGACGGAGUUAGAGGCUCCAGAAACGGGUCCUGGGGGUUCUGCUCUCUGGGACCAAGAGGAUGACUCGUGGAUCGUGCCGCCGCCGGAGGAUGAGGCACCACCUUCGUUUGUUGAUGCAUGUGUCAUGAGAUAA
Messenger RNA from Fusarium coffeatum, 1374 nucleotides. RefSeq lists its product as uncharacterized. NCBI's taxonomy places the organism in Eukaryota, Fungi, Ascomycota, Sordariomycetes, Hypocreales, Nectriaceae. The transcript has a single exon. Bases 1 to 1374 code for a protein of 457 amino acids. The record is from RefSeq and is a predicted model, not a curated record.